CAUUUCCAGCAAGCACCAAAUGCACAGGGUGAAUUAACAUCUCACUUAUGAAAUUACUUUCAGAUAAUGUUACAUGUAAUGGAGAUGCUGUUGCUGUUAACCAUAUACACCGCCACCAUGGUGACAGUAAAAGCCACAGGAUAUGACCUGCGUUCGAAUGAUCUGACAAUACUAACAAACGGGAUGUUUGAAAACAGCACAAAUGUGACUCGUCUUCAAUUACAGUCCAAUGAAAUAUCUACGAUAAGUUUGGGAACAUUUUCUGGUAUGGAAUCACUUCAGAUAUUGUAUCUAGGCCGAAAUAAACUUACAAAAUUGACAAAGGGAAUUUUUAGUAAUUUGGACGCUCUAUCCUAUCUUUCCCUCAGUUUUAAUAACAUAUCAGAGGUGAAAGUUGGUUGGUUUUCAGGUUUGCACUCAUUAAACACACUAAAAUUAGAUCAAAAUAAAAUUGCAAUAUUGCCGGAGGGGAUAUUCACUGAUUUGACAUCACUGACGCAUCUUUACCUCCAAGACAAUGUUAUAUCAGAGGUGCAAGUUGGUGCAUUUUCAGAUUUGCACUCACUAAAUACUCUACGAUUAGACCACAAUAAAAUUGCAAUAUUGCCGGAGGGGAUAUUCACUGACUUGGCGUCACUGACGCAUCUUUACCUCAAAUACAAUGAUAUUGUGAAAAUUGGUGCAUUUUUAGGUUUGCACUCAUUAAACACAUUACAGUUAGACCAUAAUAAAAUUUCUUCGCUGCCCAUUGGGAUAUUCUGUAACUUGACCGUUCUAUCCAAUCUUUAUCUUAAUUACAACAACAUAUCAGAGAUUAAAGAUGGCGCAUUUUCAAGUUUACAUUCAAUAAAAAGGUUAACUUUGUACCACAAUAGACUAACAACGUUGUCCAAGUGGAUGUUCAGUAACAUGACUGCUCUCACGACAAUUGGUCUUGGUUAUAAUGAAAUAUCAGAGAUGCCUAAAGGUAUCUUUUCUGGUUUAGAAUCGUUGCUGAAUUUAGAAUUACAAUAUAAUAAACUUUCUGUAUUGCCAAAGGGAAUUCUCAGUAAUCUUACGUCACUGACUUCCCUUAAGCUUCACAACAAUUUCAUAAAGGACAUAAGACCAGGGGCAUUUUCUGGUAUGCUAUCAUUAAAAGAAUUACGAUUAGAUUUUAAUAAUCUCACAAAACUUACACACAGCAUAUUCAACGAUCUGCCCACCCUCACAAAAUUGUAUCUUGAAAACAAUGAAAUCUCAAUGAUCCUCCCUGAUGUGUUUUUAGGUUUGGAAUCAUUAGUUACUCUUUAUUUACACAACAAUGAUCUGAAGAAACUAACAAAUGAAUCAUUUAUUCACCUAACAUCUCUCAAAUACCUUCGUCUUCAUAACAAUAAAAUUACAGAUAUCGAGAAACUUGGACUUUCUGGUUUGGCAUCAUUGGAAAGGUUGGAUUUAAAUGACAAUAAAAUCACUAAAUUGUUGAAUGGUAUUUUUAAUGGUCUGACCUCAAUAAAGAAUUUAAAACUAAAUGACAAUAACAUCUUUGAGAUUCCUCCAGGUAUAUUUACUAGUUUGCAGUCAUUAGUGACCCUCUACCUUAGCAAUAAUAGUUUUGAAAACUUGACCAAUGAAACGUUCACUCAGUUAGUCUCCCUAGAAUAUCUCUACCUUCAAGAUAAUAAAAUAGCAGAGAUUGAAAUUGGUGUUUUUUUCGGUCUACGAUCACUACGAAGGUUAAAUCUAAAUAACAAUAAACUGACACAAUUGAGGAUAGACACCUUCUAUAACCUCACAUCAUUGAGAUAUCUUUACAUUGACAACAAUCAAAUAUCGGAUAUACAUUUUGGUUUAUCCCAUAGUCAUAUCAAUCACAAGAACACAGUUAUUUUAUCAAUCGUGAACAACAAGCUUCAGGGGAUACCUAAAGACAUGUGUGAGUACAUACCACGAUUGAAAAGACUACAAUUAAGUGGAAAUAACAUAACUGAAAUCUCAUCAGAAUUCCUUAAUAAUGUCACUGCAAUAGGAGUAAUCUGUAAAACAAUCAUAUCUGACACAUAUCUGACAACAAAAACACCUGAACUCCCCGUCAUCGAGACAACACAGCCCUCAAAAUCAUCACAUCCAACUGCUAGAACUGUACAUCAAUUGAACGGAACAAUGAUUGUGUGGACGAGUUUGGGUUCAGGUUUUCUUGUGUUGGUUAUUAUUAUGAUCAUUGUAGUUAUUGUCUAUAAACGCGUCAACAUGCAGUCCUGUAACUCUAUUGGCAUGGCGAAUAGGGUCACAAACAUUGUGGGUCAUGAAAAUAACUUGCAAAACAACACUGUCCUUUAAUGAAUGAAUAAGGGGCAACUAAAUUUACAAUGGUUUGAUUAUAAUUUAGAACUUCAAUUUCAAACACAAAAACUUAAUUACAUCAUUACACGUCAUGAAGAGGUGUGUGUUGUAAAACCUUUCAAGAGCCAUUUUGGUGAUUAAGGGAUCAAAAUAGGGUUUAUACACAUUUUGGUUGAUUAAAACACAUGAGUCAAUCCUGAUACGUAACAAGGCUCCGCCUUGUGUGAUAUUUUGCCUUGAGAUGAUAUUUAUAGGAUAUCCUAUGAUUUUGAGGAAUAUCAUUUUUAUCUACGAGGUGACAUUGAUAUCUGCACGAGAGAGCGAAGCGAACGAGUGCAUAUAUCAAUAUCACCGAGUAGAUUAAAAUGAUAUUCUGAAAAAAAUCAUAGGAUGUUCU
Messenger RNA from Owenia fusiformis, 2722 nucleotides. NCBI's taxonomy places the organism in Eukaryota, Metazoa, Annelida, Polychaeta, Sabellida, Oweniidae. The record is from the annotation of a GenBank genome assembly.